UGUCAUGUCACCGCUCACCAGGCUCACCAGCUGUAAUUUGUAUGAUGUCUGAAGGCUGAUAGUGUGUUUUACCAAAAUCAAAAUAUUUUAAAACUUACUAAAUCUUCUGUAAGAAAAAAAACACAACUAGCAAAACAAAAAUUAACUAUGUAAAUGAUAGUUAUUUUCAUAUGACACUCAUUGGCAAAAUAUUGUUAAAAAAAAGUUUUGAUGUGAUUGACUUAGAAAAAUCAAUGGUAGCCCCUGAAAACUUAAAUUUUUACGUUACGCUAUAUAUACAAAUAUGAGUAUUAGACCGUAUUUAGGCAAAGUUUCUGCUGUUAUGGGUUAUGUAUUACAGACAGCCUGCAUCACUCAUUGCAUCAUAGAAUAUGUCGGUGAUUUUGUGUUGUGUACUGGUCCAUCCAUGGAGCCUACCUUAGAAACUAAUAAUAUUCUUUUUACUGAACACAUAACACCGAGACUGCAACGGCUACGUCGUGGAGACAUAAUCACAGCUAAGUGUCCCACAGAUCCUAAACAGAACAUUUGUAAAAGAAUAACAGGCUUGCCUGGUGAUAAAGUGAAGGGUUAUUUCCCUAGAGGGAGUCAAGUAGUACCGAGAGGGCACGUCUGGUUAGAAGGUGACAAUUCGGAUAAUUCUAAAGAUUCAAGAAUGUAUGGUCCAGUUCCACAGGGUUUAAUACGUGGUAGAGUAGUUUGUAGAGUGUGGCCGUUUAAUAAAAUGAGUUUAUUGACUGAACACUAACAUUUAUUAUAACUCAAUUGUUUUCCUGUAGUAAAUGAUUUAGUUGUUUUCAAUUUGAUUGAUUGAUAUAUAUUAGUUCUGUAAUUGUAAAUAAAGAUUGUUAACUUUAA
Messenger RNA from Nymphalis io (European peacock), 858 nucleotides. RefSeq names its product mitochondrial inner membrane protease subunit 1. Gene Ontology annotation, cellular component: mitochondrial inner membrane peptidase complex; membrane. Gene Ontology annotation, molecular function: serine-type endopeptidase activity. The record is from RefSeq and is a predicted model, not a curated record. The coding region runs from base 284 to 748 and encodes 154 amino acids. NCBI's taxonomy places the organism in Eukaryota, Metazoa, Arthropoda, Insecta, Lepidoptera, Nymphalidae. The transcript has 2 exons.